Molecule: messenger RNA, 2448 nt
Organism: Penicillium bovifimosum
Lineage: Eukaryota; Fungi; Ascomycota; Eurotiomycetes; Eurotiales; Aspergillaceae
Product: non-ribosomal peptide synthetase
Exons: 2
Coding region: 1-2448 (815 amino acids)
Biological process (GO): secondary metabolite biosynthetic process; amino acid activation for nonribosomal peptide biosynthetic process
Cellular component (GO): cytoplasm
Molecular function (GO): phosphopantetheine binding
Source: RefSeq, a predicted model, not a curated record
AUGGCUCCUGUUUUGUUAGAACCUGCGAUUGAAGACCCUCAAACGGAUAUUAUAUCAUUAAAGGCGACAGCAGAUGCUACUCCUUUAGCAAAUGGCGUCGAUCUUGUCCUGAGGGAACGUCCAUGGAAGCUGCUGCACCUCGUUGAUGCUUUGGACCCUUCUUCUGCAGACCGGUGCGAACACCCGGAUAUACAAAUCCAACGUUUACUCCAGUUGGCUUGGGUCGCAACAGUGAGGGCUUUUUCCACGUCGACCACACUAUACAUUGGCCAGGACUAUGCGAAGGGUCGGUGCUAUGUCGGCGAAGCGGCUCACGACAGUUCGAUGCCGACCGCCCAACUCCAUACAGAUCCUCAUGAUACUGUCAAAGAUCUGUUCAGUCAAAGCAUUGAGGCAUUGGGGUCCUUGGGCGACGUCAAACUGGUUGCAAAUGGGUAUGCCGGUAAGAAGAACGAAACGUCCAGAUUCAAUGUGACCAUUGUCUACCAAAAGCAACGAAUUUUGUCGGGUGAAAGUCCCUGCGAAGGGCUAUGCCAGACUUGCUGUGGUGUCCUAGCUAGCCAGCCCUCGGAGCCGGACUCUGUAUUCACGGGCCUCCGCCUUUCUAUACAACAUACUCUGAACGAGAGACUCCGUGCCCGACUUGAUGUCGGUGACACGGGACUUGAACUGCCAGUGGCUACAAGCCUCCUCCACAGCUUCAACGAAGCCCUAACCUCCAUCAAUGGCUCGCACACACAAACAAUCGGCAGCCUCGAUCUAUGCUCAGCCCAAGACCGUGAGCAGAUCGCCCAAUUCACCGCAUCCAUCGCACCAGCACAGGAUGCCCUUCUCCACGAGCUGUGCCUGCAACACGUGCAGACAACCCCCGACGCCCCAGCCGUGCGCUCCUGGGAUGGCGAUCUAACAUAUCGCCAACUCGAAGACCUGACAACCCGUCUCGCACACUGGCUAGUGAACCAAGGCGUCGGCCCAAACGUCUUCGUCGCCUGCGCCUUCUACAAAUCCACCUGGGCGAUCGUCGCCCGUCUCGCCAUCCUCAUGGCCGGCGGCGCCUACAUCUGCGUCGACGGCAACGACCCGCCCCCCUAUCUCGGCUCAGUCCUCGAACGCUCAAAGAUGAAAAUAAUGCUCACCUCAUCAGGCUACCACUCCAGGUUCGCCGACCUCGUCGAAACAAUCUUCGAAGUCAGCGAAGCCUCAGUCUCAACCCUCCCCUACCUUCCCUCGCCCCCAUGCACAACCGUCAAACCAACAGACCCAUGCGUCGUCCUCUUCACCUCCGGCAGCACAGGCAAACCCAAAGGCAUCGUCCAAGAGCACCGCAGCUACGCCUCCGCCCUAACAGACUACAUCCGCGUGAUGCGAAUGGGACCGCACAGCCGCAUGUUCCAAUUCGACGCCUACGCCUUCGACAUAAGCAACAACGACUUCCUCGCCCCCCUUAUCGCGGGCGGCUGCUGCUGCGUGCCAACAGUCUCCUUGACAAUGAACUCCCUCAUGGAAGAUGUGAACACCCUCGAGGGUAACAUCAUGUUCAUCACGCCCUCCGUCGCAAUCGAUAUGGAUCCAGACCGUGUUCCCACAUUGAAAACAAUCUGCAUCGGCGGCGAGCCCGUCUCCGACGCUGUCUUGGCUAAAUGGCUGCACCGCGUCGAGGUCAUUAACCAAUACGGCAUGGGCGAGGUCGCCUCGCUGUGCGCGUACAACCGUGACCUGGACCUCGGCCGGGGAUCCAUCGUCGGCCGCGCCGCCUCAGGCGCUAUCUGGAUUGUCAACCGUGAUAAUACCGACCAACUGAUGCCCGUCGGUGCGGUUGGCGAACUCCUUAUCGAAGGACCGCAUCUUUCACGCGGGUAUCUGGACCACAUCUCAGGCAAAUCGGAGAAUUUCCUCUCCGACCCGCCAGUCUGGAUGGCACAGAUCCACACAGACAGACCCAAGCACCGUCUCUACCGCUCCGGUGAUCUGGGUCGAUACAACCACGACGGCACGAUCGAGCUGAUGGGGCGGAAAGAUAGCAUGUUGAAGCUUGACGGAGCGCGGGUUGAAGCGGGACAAGUCGAGUAUGUAUUGCGGUCGAAUUUGUCGACGGGUGAUGUGGCCGUUGUUGAUAUUCUGGGUGCGAUCGAUGGGGGUGGAGAUCCGAUUCUGGCGGUUUAUCUGUAUUUAGCGGGGAAUCCGCUGAACGUUGAGGGGGGUAAUGUUGAGGAGAUGAGCUUUUGGCCUGUUUGGGAGAGACAUGCGGUGAGGAAGCUUACGAGCGGUGAGGAGACGCUGCCGAAGUAUUAUGAGCCGAGUUUGUAUUUGGUUGUUGAUCGGGUGCCGAGGACGAGGAGUAAGAAGAUUGAUCGGAGGAAGUUGCAUUUGCUUGGGCAGGAGUACUAUUUGGCUCAUCGGGAGGAGUUGGAUGAUGUCCUUGUCAAGGUGGAGUGGGAUUUCAUGUAG